Molecule: messenger RNA, 1968 nt
Organism: Sporothrix brasiliensis 5110
Lineage: Eukaryota; Fungi; Ascomycota; Sordariomycetes; Ophiostomatales; Ophiostomataceae
Product: hard surface-induced protein
Exons: 1
Coding region: 1-1968 (655 amino acids)
Biological process (GO): polysaccharide biosynthetic process
Cellular component (GO): membrane
Molecular function (GO): acyltransferase activity, transferring groups other than amino-acyl groups
Source: RefSeq, a predicted model, not a curated record
AUGGCCAACGCCGCCCUCCGGGGUCUCCGGCGAUGGGCACACGCCCAGAUGCAGCCGCUGUACAACCAGCUGCCAACCGACGCGGACAACGACCGAGAAAAGGAAAAGGAACAGGACAUGGCGAUUGAGAUUAGCAGCGUGGGCAGCAGCCGGUCCGGGAGCAGUGGAAGCGGCAGCAGCAGAAGCCCAGAGAGCCCACAGACGUCACACGGCGAGCCGCGGUUUGGACAUGGGCGGACAGCGAGCAGCGUCAGCAGCGUCCACCGGCCACGAACACGACUGGCCGCGGCGGUGGCGGCCGUGAUGGCGGUGCCGCUGGUCCUGCUGCGGCUUGUCUACCUGCUGUGGCUGCUGGUGACGGCGCCGUUCCGGCGGAUCCUCCGACUCUUUGUCCCGUCGGCAUCAACCUCGACGGCGACGGGCGCAUCGUCGUGGCGGGACCUGUACGAGCAACUGGAGGAAUUCCAGCUGCUCGUCCCCUCGUUCCUCAAACCCAACGCCGGCGGGGGACCGCCCAAGCGCAUGCACCCGACGGCCUGGCUCGACGGCCUGCGCGGCGUCGCCGCCUUCUUUGUCGUCUGGCACCACGCCAGCCUGCUGUGGUUCGGCUGGCACGUGCACGCGGGCUACGGCAGCGCCGCGGGCGAGCGCUACCUCGUGCAGCUGCCCAUUGUGCGCCUCUGCAUCUCGGGCCCGCCGCACGUCGCCGUCUUCUUCAUCGUCUCGGGCUUUGCCCUCUCCUACAAGCCCCUCCGCCUCUCGCACCAGGGCCGCGUGCGCGAGGCCGACGCCGCCAUCGGGUCGUCCGUCUUUCGCCGCCACACGCGCCUCUUCCUCAUGCCCGUCGCCGUCUCGUUUGUCGCCUGCCUGAUGACGUACUUCGACCUCUACGGCGCCAAGAACUGGAAGGGCGUCGCGCUGCCGAGCCGCCGGCCGCCGCAGGCCCACUCGCUGUCCGGCCAGCUCAUGCACUGGCUCCGCAGCGUCUCGCAGCUCACCGACCCGCUGUCCAAGUCGCUCCACCGCGGCGGCACCUUUAUGUACGACCAGAACCUCUGGACGCUGCCCGUCGAGUUCGACUGCUCGCUCGUGCUGUUUCUGUGCCACGCCGCCUUCAACCGCUUCCGCCCGCGCGUGCGCAUGCUCUUCGUGGCCGGCAUUGCCCUGUUUGCGAUCCUCUACAUUUACUGGGAGGCCUACCUCUUUUUGGUGGGCAUGCUGAUUUGCGACCUGCACCUGGAGCUCGAGGGCGUGGGCCAGCCGAAGCCGCCGGCGGCCACAGAUGCGACAGCCACCGGCAGCGGCAACGACGGCUCGACCGUCGCCAUGGGCGUCCGCCCGUCCUCCGCUCGCUCCCUCCUCGUCCGCAUCGCCAUGCGCCCCGUCGCGGCGCUCCGCUGCCUCCCCCGUCCGUCCGCCGCGUUUGUCAAGCGCCACCGCACCGCGCUGGGCGUCGCCGCAUUCGUCGUCGGGCUCUAUCUCUUGUCGAUCCCCGAGGCCGGCCGCGGCGGCGGCAAGACGCCCGGCUACAUCACCCUGUCCCAGUGGGCGCCCCGCUACCACCGCGCCAAGGGCAAGGUCGACGACUGGUACAUGCCCCUCGCCGCCACCAUCAUCGUCGUCGCCAUCGAGCGCACCCCGGCCCUCCAGCGGGUGUUCAUGCACCCGCUGCCCCAGUACCUCGGCUUCAUCAGCUUCUCCAUGUACGUGCUGCACGGCACGGUGCUCUGGACCGUCGGCCACUGGACCGCCCGCAAGGCCGUGGCCCUGACCGGGUCGGCGACGGACUGGCAAUACGGCCUCGGCAUCGCCAUGUGUGCCGUCGUCGUGUGGUUCAUCAUCAUCGUGCUGUCGGACCUCGUGGCCCGGACCGUGGACAAGCAGGCCGUGUCGGUGGGCCAUUAUUUGUAUGCCAAGUGUGUGCGGCCGGAGCCGCCGCAGGACGUCCUGCCGACGCGGCGGGAAUGA